Messenger RNA from Patella vulgata (common limpet), 4699 nucleotides. RefSeq names its product D-aspartate oxidase. The coding region runs from base 172 to 1182 and encodes 336 amino acids. The record is from RefSeq and is a predicted model, not a curated record. Lineage: Eukaryota; Metazoa; Mollusca; Gastropoda; Patellidae. The transcript has 11 exons. Gene Ontology annotation, molecular function: FAD binding; D-amino-acid oxidase activity.
UGUCAAAUUAACAACAAAGCAGUAAAGAACAUUCGAGCAUCCAGUACCUUACCUUGGCGAGCCACCGACAAAGUUCCAUCCAAUGCCAUGUUAUGUUCCUAGCUACCGAUUCUACUUGGUUGAUUCUCUAUUAAUGGAAGGAUUACAGGUGUUGUUUGAGUUUGUUCAACCAUGGUUAAAAUAGCAGUUAUUGGAGCAGGAGUUGUUGGCUUGUCUACAGCUAUCAAUAUACAAGAAUUAAUACCAACUGCAACUGUCACUUUAUUUGCUGAUAAGUUUGAAAAGGAUACUACCAGUUGGGGGGCUGGGGGCCUUUUCCGACCGACAUUUCAUCACAUUAAAGGCGAUAAAGAAUUGAUAAGGAGAUGGGUUGAAGCAUCAUGGAAUUUUUAUUCAGCUAAAGCAUUAUCGAGUGAAAGCAAGGAAAUUGGAGCAUUUGUUAUUGAUGGCUAUAGUUUUUCUUCAAAAAAAGAGGCAGAUCCAUUAAUAGAAUCAGUAGCCUUUCAUGUUAGACUUUUGUCAGAUAAAGAAAAAGAAUGCAGGGGUUUUAGAUAUCCUUAUGUUCAUUUAAUAUCAACUAUUAGCAUAUCACCUGGUCAGUUAUUGCCAUAUUUGAUGCGAAGAUUUCAACAGCAAGGUGGCACAUCUUAUUUUAGGACUGUUGCAAGUUUGGAAGAGUUUGUAGGUAAAUUUGAUAUAGUUGUAAACUGUACUGCUCUUGCUUGUCGUCAGUUGAUUGGUGAUGAAUCAAUUUUUCCCGUUCGUGGACAGCUGAGGAGGGUGAGAGCGCCAUGGAUAAAACAUUGGUAUUUAACAGAAGAUGACACAUAUCUUAUACCACAGGCUAAUGGAGAGGUUACAUUGGGUGGAUGUCGUCAAAAAGGAAAUUAUCAUCUUGAGGUAGAUAAACAGUUUUCAGAAGAUAUAAGUAAAAGAUGUGAACAACUUGUUCCCGGUGUAACGAGUGCUGAAGUAAUAUUUGAUUGGGUAGGACUUCGACCAACAAGAGAACCAAUACGUGUAGAGAAAGAACUCAUGGAUUUCAAUGGCAAUAAACUUAGGGUUGUACAUAAUUAUGGUCAUGGAGCUAAUGGUAUUUCUCUUUCUUGGGGAACUGCAGUAGAUGCAGCUGAAUUAGUAAAAGAUUGGACCAGACAAAUGUCAUUUACCUCCCGGCUGUAAGAAGUGAAUAAGCAUGCUGUUUUAUAUUAAUUUCACACAAAAUAUAUAUUAUGCUUAGUCUGCUUACUGGUGAUAGAAGUAUAUAUUUAUGACUUGAGGCUUAUUCAUUUGAUUACUUUACAACCGAACCGUGAAACAUUGUCUUAUGUGUUCUUUUCAUCUUAGAUUUGGUAUAUAUUAAAUUCUUUCAAUGGUUGCUAAGAUAUGCUCAACGUAGGAUGGUGGAUACUAGUCACAUCAGUAUGACCACCAUACUUUUUGUUUUUACUAUUUUUUAUACGCCCACAUGGAAAUGUGGUUGUAUAUUGUCGUCGCCCCCGUCCGUCGUCCACAAUUUCUUGUGAACACUCCACAGACUACAUUUAUCAUCGGAUUGUUUUGAAAUUGAUAUAUUUUGUUUGCAUUAGUGAGAUUAAAGAAGCCUAUUUAAUUUCAAUAACUUCCGUUAAUUUCUUCUGGAGUUAUGGCUCUUGUUUCACCUUGUGAACGACAAAAGUUAUCAUCUGAUCUGUAUAAAAUUUAUAUGCAUCGUUUGAAUUAGCAAAACAAAAAAGCCUAUUGAAUUUAAGCAAUUUCCGUUAAUUUUUAGAGUUAUGGCCCUUGUUUCACUUUGUUGCAACUUGUGAACACUCUAAUGACAACAGUUAUCAUCCGAUCUGUAUGAAAUUUAUAUGCAUCAUUUAAAUUAGUGAAAUGAAGAAGCCUAUUGAAUUUCAGCAAUUUCCGACAGUUACUUCUAGAGUUAUGGCCCUUGUUUUACUUCGUUGAACGUUCGAACGACAAAAGUUAUCAUCCGAUCUGUAUGAAAUUUAUAUGCAUUAUUUGAAUUAGUAAAACGAAAAAGCCUGUCGAAUUUCAACAAUUUCUGUAGAUUACUUCCUGAGUUAAGGCCCUUGUUUUAGUUUUUAGAACCUUGUGAACCCUCAAUUACCUUCAAAAGAAUAAAUAUGCGACAACCCUUAUCGACCGCUCUGACAAUUUAGCUGCUGUGGGCGUAUGUUUUGUUGCCUGGCAACCUUUCUUAAUUUUUAUAAUUUGUUAUAUUUAGGAUAGUCUAUUCCGCUGUUAAUUUCCCACCUAACAUUUUAUUCCUGGUUAAAUCUCAAAUGCCUUUUUCAGUUAUUACUGUAUGCAGCUCACAUUCAACCAUGUUCAGUGCACAUUUACUAUGCAAAUAUUUAUAAUCCAUUUGUGUCUUACCUAGACCAUGUGAUAAGUUUUUAUAUGCCCACAUUGAAAUGUUUUUGCAUAUUGCCGCUCUCCCUCGUCCAUCAUCCUCAAAUUCUUGUGAACAGUCUACUGACUACAUUUAUUUUGAUUUAAAUUUGUAAAACAAAGAAACCUAUUAAAUUUUAACAAUUUCCAUUAAUUACUUCUAGACUUGAUUUGGGUAACUUAUCAUUGAGCGCUUGAUGUACAAGUUGAUAAACUUUAUAAAGAGUUAGACAUAAAACACUUUCUGAGAUAAAAAUGACGAUAAAAGACGUGGGUAGUGGAUAAUCUGAGAAUUUAAUUAGGAUUCGAUAUUUGUAAUAAAUAGUAAGCGAUUAAAGACAACAUCGUCUUAUGUAUGCAAUGAAUUCUCCUCUGAUGUCCGAGAGAGGUAAGUCACGUGACAUAAACAUGACCUGGUUUGAUUGAAUUUUUAUAGCAGGGCAUUCCUUGGCAAUUACAAUGUUUGAGAAGGAUUUGAAGCAAAAUUAUGACAAAUUAGUUUGAAUAUGUUUUUAGUCCAUAUAUACCAUUAAAUCACCCAGUUUGUACGCGGGAAUGUAUCUUUAAGCCUCUUAAAAAUUAGCAAGAAAAUUUACCAGUAAGUGUAAUAUUUUAUUCUAACUUGUCCUUGGAUAUUCAUAUCAACAAUAUUUGUAAAAUUGGUUAUUAUAUCAUCUCAGAAACAUUAGAAAAAUACACAAAAAAGUCUAACAAUUGACACUACAAAUACCUUGAUUUGUUCACUAGUCACUUCUCAUUUAAAUUUGUUUAAUUCUUUGUAAUUCCAUGUAUUCAUGGGAGAAAAGCGAGAUUUCAAGACAUAAUAUAGUUUAAUUUUGUUCAAAUUAGUUCUACACUACGAUCAGUACAAAGUUUACAAAUUUUUAGAGAAAUCCACUAAUUAUGGAUAUGAAAUUCACUGAGCAUAAUAAUGCAGUUAUUGUCACUGGCAUAAUACAUACUCUGUGUCCUUCACAUCAUAAUUGUCCUUGUUUUUCUCGGUGAAUUCGUGUAGGGAAGUUACCUUUACUGUUCAGUUUAGUUUGUUUAUAAUUUUCACACAAAGGACUUUUCUAGAAAUCGUACCAGAAGUUGUAAUGAUAAAGGGGAGAUAAACUGUAGAUAACUUGUGGAUCAAGAGCACAGUGAUAAUCAAUAAAGACUACAAGAGAGUCAACUCAAGCAUCAUGGAAAACUAUUCAUAAAUUGCAAAAACUACAGCUCGACUUAUAACUAGAACAUCACAUAAAGAUCACAUAACUCUAGUCUUGUAUAAAUUACAUGGGCUACCAAUAGUUUUUAGAAUUGAAUACAAGAUCUUACUACCGGGUAUCAACUUUUAAUCUUGUACCUCCUUAUCCUUCCAAUCAUAACCACAAUUUAUAUUUUACCUUUAUUUAACAGUAUAAAUUACAUGGGCUACCAAUAGUUUUUAGAAUUGAAUACAAGAUCUUACUACCGGGUAUCAACUUUUAAUCUUGUACCUCCUUAUCCUUCCAAUCAUAACCACAAUUUAUAUUUUACCUUUAUUUAACAGUUAAGAUCUUUUUACUUGAUGCAUUUAUAUAUGUUAUUACCAUUUGUUUAUUGUAAAGCGCUUUUGAGCAAUCUUUGUGGAAAUAGGGCUAUAUAAAAAUUCUUAAUUAAAGAUACAUUAUAAUUAUGGGAGAUACUUUUACAUAAACAGUAAGAUCAAUUAUUUUUUUUAUGAAAGGGGACGUUUACAUUUGGUGCUCGUAUUUGUAUAUUUGCAAUUUCCAAUGAAGAGGAUGUUUAUAUUCUUUAUUAUGAUCUAUGCCAAUUAUAAAUUCAAUAAUUUUACCUUUUCAUUUGAAUAAGCAUGUAAUACUUUAGCCAGUGUACCCAAAUACAAUAUUGAUAAUAUAAUAUAUAUUAUUUCUUGAUUAAGUGUUUGUUGAAUUUUUAUUGUUAUAUUAUCUUAUAGUUUAUGUCUGUUCUCAUUUUUAAUCAGUUUCAAUAAUUUGUUGAAAUGAUAAUAUUUUAGCACUACAAACCUCAGAAUGCCUCGUUCGGCAUUUUUGUCCAAACGUGGCAAAAACAUAUUAGAAUUUUUGCCAUAAUUUUGCCAAGUUGUAACGUGGUAAAAACAAAAUGCGACGUUUGUCUGGAGUUCCAAAACAUAUUUUAUUUUUAAAUUGCCAUGUUUUUGGAAUGAGGUAUUUUGUCCAGAAUUAGCCCGUUUUUGCCACGUUUGGACAAAAAUGCCGAACGAGGCAUUCUGAGGUUUAUUGUGUAGAUCUUAUCUGUUUAAUAUUAAUAUACAAUAAAAUAGUAAUCUUUA